UCAGUGGCCGCGCAUUGGUCGUUGAGAAGUAUGACAUUUUCAGAGACGGAUCUGACCAUGAUUUCGUACUAGGCCGAGGCAUUCCAAAAUGCUGCAUUGUUGAUGGUUUUUCCUCUUUUUUAAGGAAAUAAAGUCUAUGUUGGACAAUGUAGACUAUAUAAAAUCAGAAAUGCGUCUCUAACGAAGACACCUACGUGACACACUUGCCAAUGCGGUCCUGACUCUGAUGACGGGCGGCUCGGGGGAGGAAGAAUGCAGCAGAAACGUAACAUUCAGAUCAUCGAGUGGGAGGACCUGGACAAGAGGAAGUUCUACUCCUUUGGCGUGUUCAUGACCAUGACGAUCCGGGCAGCGGUGUACCCGGCCACGCUGAUCCGCACGCGGCUGCAGGUGCAGAAGGGCAAGUCGCUGUACAGCGGCACCUUCGACGCCUUCUUCAAGAUCCUGCGGGCCGAGGGCGUGCGCGGCCUGUACCGCGGCUUCAUGGUCAACACCUUCACGCUCAUCUCCGGCCAGGGCUACAUCACCACCUACGAGCUGGUGCGCAAGUACGUCUCGCGCUACUCCUCCGACAACACGCUCAAGUCGCUGGUGGCGGGCGGCUCGGCCUCGCUGGUGGCGCAGAGCAUCACGGUGCCCAUCGACGUGGUGUCCCAGCAGCUGAUGAUGCAGGGCCAGGGCGAGCACCUGACCCGCUUCAAAGUCAAGCCCAAGAUGGUGAUGGCGGCCGGGAAGUACAAGGUGACGUUUGGACAGACGCGGGACAUAAUCGUGCAGAUCUUCGCGGUAGACGGCUUCCGCGGGUUCUACAGGGGAUACGUGGCUUCCCUCUUGACGUACAUCCCGAACAGUGCCGUCUGGUGGCCUUUUUAUCACUUCUACGCAGAGCAGCUCUCCAAGAUGGCGCCCAGUGAGUGUCCUCACCUGAUCCUGCAGGCCAUGGCGGGGCCACUGGCUGCGGCCACCGCGUCCACCGUCACCAACCCCAUGGACGUGGUGAGGGCCCGAGUGCAGGUGGAAGGCCGGACGUCGGUCAUUGAGACUUUUAAGACGCUGCUGGCUGAGGAGGGUUUCUGGGGAAUGACCAAGGGGCUCUCUGCUCGCAUCAUCUCCUCCACGCCCACGGCUAUCGUCAUGGUGGUGGGGUACGAGACGCUGAAGAAGCUGAGCCUGAGGCCGGAGCUGGUGGACUCCAGGCACUGGUAGAGCAUGUAGGGGACCGCCAUCGCUCCUGGCAACGCCUCUGCUCUCGGUUAUCUCUCCCAGGGUCCCCUCAUCCCACGGUUUUUUGUUGGCCUUUUAACUCUUUGUUGCCUUGUGAUGUUUCCUUGCGGAGGUGGGGGGGUAUUUUAACCUUUACUUAGAUGUUGGGGAAAAAAGUUAUUUUCUCUGAGGACUUAUUUUGAAAACCCGUAAAUGAAAAGAUCAAGAAAAAAUUUCAGUUGCAUCAAAAAUUGCUAUUUAAAUUACACAAUAGAAUAAAAUUAAGAUGGUUCAAAUGGAGUUAAAUUUUUAAAGCAGCAGUUUUGACCACGAUUGGCAAUGCAAGAUCAGGGGACUAAGUAUGAAUGGAAAGUUAACCUGAACAGUGAAAUGGACCCUUUGUCCUUUUUGACAGUUUUCCAGCUAUGAUUUUAGCAGCACGAUUUAGAAGGAAACAGAACUGUAAAAGUAAUACGAUCAUAAGUGCACACUGUUCCUACUACUUGGGUUCUCUAGCAGACAAUCUAAACCAGCGUGGUAGAACAGUGUAAAUCAGCACUAGAUCAGAAUACCUGGAUGCGUCCCCUCAGUCCACCAUGGAUGAGUGUGUUUUAACAGGGUAGGGGUACAUCUUGCUUAAAGGCACUGUUAAAAUACAGAAAGCCAGAUGAAGCUCAAGUGAACAAUAUAGGGAACAAGAGAACAAAAACCGUAUACAGUACAGCCGUAUAUUCAUUUCAUCAACCAUUUUCCUCCUCUGAUCAAAGUUCAGGGGGAAUUACUGUGAUUAGGGGGAGAAGGGGCCCAAGAGCAGCCAUGUUUGAAAUGGUACAGCAUCUCUGGGAAAAGCUCAAUAUUCAAUGGAUGUAAAAAUAAUAAAAAAAAUAUGGAAGAGUUUUGGGCCAAAGUGAGGUUUUUAGAAAUGUAUAAAUUCAGUCAUAAUAGGACACACCUUUCUCCAAGGAAACUAUUGUGCAGCUAGUCUCAUUUAUUUCAAGGUGUGCAGGGAUACAGUGGACAUUACGCUCGUUGCUCUUUGAAGGGGGGGUGUUUAAAAUUUUUUUUUUUUUUUAAUCCUCAGUGUAAAAGGGUUCAACCAAUCCAGUCCUCUCUCACAUUCCUAACAGCUUGUCGCAGUGUCAAUCCAAGCUUUAUGGACAGCUCUUUUUCAGGGAUGACCCUACUUAUGGAAAUUCUUUGUUUGCAAGACUGUAUUUAUUUCUUUUCACUAUUUGCUUAUUUCCAAUGGUGACUAAUAAAGUUGUCCAUGCACGUCUUUAGAUGAAAAGAAUGUGUAAGAACACUGUCGGAUCAGGAACCAGGAGGUGGGUUCACCUACUGGUUAAAAUAAGUUGCUCACAGGGAACUAACAAAGAACUACAGUGGGGAAAUGGCAUGUUUCAAGAUUAUGAAAUGCAUAUUUAACAGUCGGCUUGGAUUUUGGUUUUUAUAGGUGAACAUUACACAUCUUUUACCUGGAGAACUGACAGUGUUCUAAUGGAAGGCUGGUGCUCACAUUAAUAAGCUUCUUUGUAUUAUGGACAUUAAAAAUGUUCAUUAAUUUCUGAAAAUGAACAAAGGCUUGUAACAUGGAUGUGGCAAUCAUGCCACAAGGUAUCCGGAAAUGCUACUGUGUGUACUGUACCUGUCAUUCAAGUUUGGCUGUGAAAAGCAAAGGAACAGAUACUAAAUGGUUAUUUUUAAAUAAGGGGUUGGGGUGCAUGGGGUGAGGGAGAGUGGUCCAGUCCAUUUAGUGCCUACCUUUGUAAGGAGCGCCGCCUGUUCUGCAGGCAGAGCUGUCCAAACACCUCAACCUAUGGGCACAUCAUUUUAACAGCAUGAAGACUUCAAAAUGGAGGUGGUCAAGGGGGCUGCUGUAAUGGUCUCCUCUUGGUUUUCAGCAUGCGAUUGACUGCACUGACCUGUAGAAAGAGAAUAUCCAUGUGAAAAUAUCCUAAUGAAAACUGAUUGAUAAAGUCAUCGGAAAUCUUGACACUUUUACCUCAGACCAUGUACAGUGAGACGUUCAUCAAAGCCAAGACAGUCUUGCAUGCUCUUCUAAGGACAGUCCUCUGCUGAUGGUAGUAAACUCUUGUGAGAGAAACCUGCCACGCCACACCCCGCCCCAACUUCUCACACACGAGUGCUGUGUUCUCAGUAUUGCAGAAUGCACAUUGCCUUUUAACUGAAUUUUUUUCUCACCUUUUGGUUUUUACCCAUUUCUGAUUAGGGGGUUGUGCUUUUACCUGCUAUUACAACUACAAAAGAAGGGAAGCUUGAACCACAUAGACUGCAGUCUUGCACGGUUGUUAAUCUCCUUUCAGUUUGGCAGCUGACACCCCUGGAAUUCUACAGGUGAAGCAUGUACAAUUCCAGGAGUUCUUGUGGAAGCUGAAGUCCAGACAAGUGGGAAAAGUACUCCAACUGUGGACUUAAUAAUCCCAUACGCACCUGUUCAGAAUGCUCCAAAAAUGUUUGACUGUUGAACUUGCUCCUGGUCAUGUGACUUCCUCUCUCAGGUCAUCAGAUAAAGUUGGGGAGUGCAGGCAGACUGUCCCAAAACUGCCCACCUCAGGUUCAGAGAAUACAGGCUUCUGCACGAGUAACUUCACACACCUGAGUGCGCCCAGGACUUUCAGAAUCCCUACAGAUGGCCCUUAUGCUGGUGUAACAGUGUGCAGUGACAUUGUGAACCUAUAGAGGGCGCACUAUACUACAGGGACAGCUGUAAAAAGAUGUAUUAAGUUUUUAAACUAGACCGCAUCUCCCUCUUCGUGCAUUAUGUUUUCCACACUCCCUGUGAUCAUUCAGCCUGUGAAUGUGCAUGUGAAGUUUCAUUAGCCUCCACAGUGCUGGACAUUUCUGCAUCCUGAAGUUGUGUGUGUACUUCAUUUAUGAACACGUUUGCAUAAGUAAAAAUGUGCUGCGUGUUUGAAGCGGUGUAUAGUCUCCCAAAGCACACCUUGUUACUAUAACAGCUUAAUAAAAUUUCAGAUGUGAAACCUCA
Molecule: messenger RNA, 4210 nt
Organism: Anguilla anguilla (European eel)
Lineage: Eukaryota; Metazoa; Chordata; Actinopteri; Anguilliformes; Anguillidae
Gene: slc25a44a
Product: solute carrier family 25 member 44a
Exons: 4
Coding region: 253-1206 (317 amino acids)
Biological process (GO): branched-chain amino acid catabolic process; transmembrane transport
Cellular component (GO): mitochondrion
Molecular function (GO): branched-chain amino acid transmembrane transporter activity
Source: RefSeq, a predicted model, not a curated record